CUCUAUGUCGUUCGAUUAGAUCUUUUAUCGCGCGAAAUGUCAUCAUCUUUAUUGUUAAUAAAGUCAUUCAUAUUUUCUCUAUAUAUUUUAUUUUCUUAGCUUUGAAUUAUUCAAAUAUGCCACCAAAGAAAAAUAUCAGCGGUAAAGCUGGAAAAUCUAAAAGUUCGGAAGAAAGUGGGAAAGGUGAUAAAGUUGAAAAAAAAAGUGGAACUACUGUAAAAGUUAGGCACAUAUUAUGUGAGAAACAAUCCAAGAUAUUAGAAGCUAUGGAAAAAUUAAAGGCUGGACAAAAAUUUAAUGAAGUAGCAGCAGCAUAUAGCGAAGACAAAGCGCGUUCUGGGGGGGAUCUUGGUUGGAUGACACGUGGUUCAAUGGUUGGUCCUUUUCAAGAAGCAGCUUUCGCAUUGCCUAUUUCCAAUUUAAGUUCACCCAUUUAUACAGAUCCACCAGUUAAAACGAAGUUUGGUUAUCAUAUAAUUAUGAUCGAAGCGUUGAUAAUCCUAUGAGUAACGCCUAUUUCUUUUCGUAUCAAGAAAAUAAUGGCAUAUUGCUCUUUCUAUGCAAAUAAAAGGACUAAUUAUAAAUAUAACAUAUGGACUUGAAAUAGAAGUAAAAAGACUCACGUU
This is a messenger RNA of Polistes dominula (European paper wasp), 626 nucleotides long. Its product is annotated as peptidyl-prolyl cis-trans isomerase NIMA-interacting 4. Gene Ontology annotation, biological process: rRNA processing. Lineage: Eukaryota; Metazoa; Arthropoda; Insecta; Hymenoptera; Vespidae. Gene Ontology annotation, molecular function: DNA binding; peptidyl-prolyl cis-trans isomerase activity. The record is from RefSeq and is a predicted model, not a curated record.